Amoebophrya sp. A25 is the source of this 1570-nucleotide messenger RNA. NCBI's taxonomy places the organism in Eukaryota, Dinophyceae, Syndiniales, Amoebophryaceae. The record is from the annotation of a GenBank genome assembly.
AGUGUCUGUCUCCAGCCGUAUUAUUAUUUGUCGUGCCAUCGAAGUCUUAACACAGGAUCCGUUUUUCUUUGCCUUUUUCUGUAGUUGCGUACUACCUUUUGAGUGCCAGAAGUUGAGACAAUGGCGAAUACAACAAAAUGAAGCGCGCACAGCAAAAAGGCAACGCAACUUCGGAGGGUCACCCGUUGAAAAAACAGAGCAAGAACACAACGGAGCCAGGACAAACCAGUAGCAGUAGCAUGCCAUCCUCUCGGCACGAGACGCAUCGAAGUCCGACAUCGCAUAGUUUGCGACCAGGCACAACUCGAAAAUGGCGCUCGGGCAAUUCAAAGUACAUUAUGGUAUUUGUAUCCCAUUGUCAGAAGUAGAGGAAGUGUCUUCUGUACAAGGGAAAUACUUAAUUUUUCAUCUCGUAGCUGCAGUCAUCAGACAUGAUCAUGAUCUGGAAGUUAGACGAGGCAAAGUAAGUGAGCUCUAGCCCCCUAGGAAGUUCUUUACAAAUACCCAGACUCAAGAAGUAGAUGUGAGGUGCUCACAACCUUCAUGUAUGAGCUAUUGUAGCAACCUUUAAUGCUGCGGAGAUUCGACCACUUGGCGAAAAUUCACCUACGCUUCACGUGCUCUUCACAAGUCACGCUGGAGAUGCCACCUCGUUCGUUGAAGAGUACUGGGGACCUUCACCUGCUGUUGUCGGGCUCGACAUCGAGUACCGACCGACUUUUCAAAAGGGUAUGCCUCCGAACCCGGUCUCCAUUUUACAAUUAGGCGCGCCUGUGGCAAAGGACAAGACUGCGAGUGCUAAAAAAGGAUCGCUGGAGGAUUUAGCAGGAAAAUGUGCAAAUACAGAUCCGGCUGACGCCGACCAAAAGCCUUUCCUGGAGCCGGGUGCUGCUUAUGCGGUUUUGAUCUAUGAUUGUUUGCCGAUGAGGAAAAAGAGCAGCGGUGGCACUGGCAGAGAAGAGAGUGAUAUCAUGGCUGAUUAUGCAAAGAAAUGUAAGGAAUACAACUACGUGCAAAAGCCGGUGAAACCAUCUACUUCCGCAAAGAUUGCGAGCGAGCAUACGUCGCCGCUGCCCCCAGCUUUAGCAGAACUUCUGGCGGGCCUAAGUUACAAGGUUGGCAUGGGUGUCCGUGCAGACGCACAGAAAUUGGCAAAGGAUUAUCCUGGCAUCAAAGUGCACAAUCUAGUAGAUUUCACCCAAAAGGCCUGGACAGAGCACUUGAAGCUGGGUGGUGGACUCAGCGGACUAGCGAGUCGUGUACUUCAAUUGCCCGUGCCCAAGGGCAAAAAUGUUACGAUGAGUAAUUGGAGCCAGCGCCCGCUCAGUGCGAAGCAGUUGGAGUAUGCUGCAGUAGAUGCUUUUUGCUCUUGCGCAGUCGCAGAAUUUUUUAUCCAAACGGCGGGCCCGAUAGAAGACCACUGGGUUCUCGACGCAUCCAUAUUGUAAGGAUUGGAUGAUGAUUUUUCCUAAUUACUUCAGCGAGUUUUUGAAACAUUUGUUCUUUAUGAGCCACGCGUUGGAACUAGAACUUGAAUUUCUAUCGUGCCCCAUUUCUUUGUGUUUACAGU